This is a messenger RNA of Lates calcarifer (barramundi perch), 921 nucleotides long. It is a transcript of the gene timm8a, whose product is annotated as translocase of inner mitochondrial membrane 8 homolog A (yeast). NCBI's taxonomy places the organism in Eukaryota, Metazoa, Chordata, Actinopteri, Centropomidae. The record is from RefSeq and is a predicted model, not a curated record. The coding region runs from base 102 to 374 and encodes 90 amino acids. The transcript is spliced from 2 exons.
UGUUUCCCGUCAUCCAUUCACACACGUGAAGGUCAGCAAUAGAGCCAUAAGGAAACCAUAAUUAGGAAAAUAUUUCCUUUACGACCUCUUUUUAGGAAAAUAUGGACGGCCAGGGAGCGACAGCCGACCCUCAGCUUCAGCACUUCAUCGAAAUCGAGUCUCAAAAACAAAGAUUUCAGCAGCUGGUGCAUCAAAUGACUGAGGUUUGCUGGGAGAAAUGUAUGGAUAAACCCGGGCCAAAGCUGGACUCAAGGACAGAAAUGUGCUUUGUUAACUGUGUGGAGCGAUUUAUUGACACCAGCCAGUUCAUCCUAAACAGACUGGAACAGACACAGAGGAGUCGGGGCUCGUUCUCUGAGAACAUGUCAGACUAAACUGUCACUGAAAGGACUGACAUGACACACGGCCCCUGCUCUACGACAAGGCCGUCUGGUCCUGACACAGCUGUCUGAGUGUUGCAGAACUGUCCGAUCAACUGGAAGAAGGAACAAGUUGAAGUAUUACUUUUCAUACAAGUGCCUGAGAUUAACACCAUGUAUGAACUCAUGCAGAAGUCUAGGGUUUUAUUUGUCCUCCACUUAGUGGCAUAUGAGUGUUGCAAAAACACUUAUAUUGUAGUCUGUUGCAAGCAGUCUGUUGUCAAGUCAUUGAAUUCAAGCCAUUUCACUUGUCAGGCUGUGAAACUGUGAGCUUGAAUGUGUUAAUAUCCACUGCUGUAACUAGUAGGUUAAGUGUGGGAGACUGCAGAAAGAUGGAUGCAAAUGGGACAUUCAACUUGCCAACUGUUUUUGACAGCUACAAGGACUCCACCACACACACACUGCUGUAAUUUAAGAGAAUUAACAAUGUCUUGACUGAAGAGGCAUGAUUAGCAGCUAAAGGUUCUGGACUGUACAUAUGCAAUAAACAAAAUGCCAAAUA